GCAACAAACGACCGGUCAAGGAAAGGAAACAAGUAUCUCCCAGUCGACGCUGCCUUUUUAUUUCCUUCUCCUCGUCGCGAUCGCGACGCCCAAACGUAUCCAAAGUUCGUUGCCAACACGCCUCCUUUUCUUCUUCUUCUUCGGAGUCUUCCUCGCCCCUCGAGCAUUGCUGGAUCCAGAUCCAGCCCCGCCUCCCCUCGAACAUUCGUCCCUGUUCGACUCCCCAUGACCGAUCUCAUCGGGGCCGUUUCAUGCCCGUCCCCGCUUUCCUGGAUCCGAGGAUUUUUGAAGGGGAGGGGCAUGCUGGUCUGAUCCGAGAUCGAGCGAUCCACGAUGGGCGGUAGCGGUUAUGUGACGGAGAGGGUCGCCGAAGCAGCCGGUGCAAAGGUAGAUGGGGGGCAGGGCGGGAACGAGGAGCAGCCCCCCAGCUCUUUGGCGGAGGGAUCGUGUGAUGGCGGCGCAUCGGAAGGGGCAGAGGCUGUUGCUGUGCCAUUGAUAAUACCUGGGGAGGGGUUGGACAGAGACUCCGUGCCCCAGCCGUUGAUGCAGGUAUCUCCUUACGUUCGCCAGAGGAGCGCCGUUAUUGGUAUUGUGGAAGGGCUCGCCAGUGGCAAAAGGUACGUUCCUUUCGACGUGCAGAAUGGACUCCAUGCCAGCCAGUCGAUGCUGAAGCUCGAAGAAUUAGAAAGGGCGGCAGAGAGCUCUGUUUCCACGAUCGUUGUGUUAAAGACAUUGUUUUAUAUCUCUGUCUGGUAUACAUUCAGUACUUGCCUGACAUUAUACAAUAAGACACUUUUAGGGGAUAAAUUAGGGAAAUUUCCAGCGCCAUUAUUGAUGAAUACCUUUCAUUUCACACUGCAAGCUGUUUUAUCGAAGAUCGUUGUGUGCAUACAGUCCAGAGGGGGUGAUGUCGGAGCUACAAUGACAUGGAAAGAUUACUUCAGCAAAGUUGUGCCAACAGCUCUUGGAACUGCUUUGGACAUAAACUUGAGCAAUGUUUCUCUUGUUUUCAUAUCGGUGACAUUUGCUACAAUGUGUAAAUCUGCCUCUCCAAUAUUUCUUCUCCUUUUUGCUUUUGCAUUUAGGUUGGAGACUCCUAGUAUAAAGCUUCUGUUAAUCAUAAUAAUCAUAUCCUUUGGAAUUCUGUUAACAGUUGCCAAGGAGACUGAGUUUCAGUUCUGGGGAUUUAUAUUUGUUAUGUUUGCUGCUGUUAUGAGUGGCUUUCGCUGGUCCAUGACUCAAAUUCUUUUGCAGAAAGAAUCCUAUGGCUUAAAGAAUCCAAUUACUUUGAUGAGUUAUGUUACUCCUGCGAUGGCAGUAGUAACUUUAAUACUCUCCCUCGUGAUAGAUCCCUGGCAUGAUUUUGACACAAAUGUUUACUUUGAUAACUCAUGGCAUGUUAUCCGGAGCUGUCUCUUGAUGCUUACUGGAGGAGCACUGGCAUUUUUUAUGGUAUUGACUGAAUAUAUUCUCAUUUCAGCAACCAGUGCUGUCACUGUAUCCAUAGCCGGCGUCGUGAAGGAAGCUGUUACUAUUGUGGUUGCAGUGUUUUACUUUCAUGACCCCUUUACUUUGUUAAAGGGAGUUGGACUUCUCAUAAUCAUUAUUGGCGUCAGUUUAUUCAACUGGUACAAAUAUGAAAAAAUGAAGGGUCAGCUGAGAGAAAAUGAUGAUGUUGUUUCUUCAAGUCCUAAUGGAGCAGCAAAAUAUGUCAUCCUCGAUGACAUGGAACUUCCAUACGACGAAACUUGAUUCACAACAACACCUGAUGCAUCCAUAUUUUAAGCAGAGGAGGCAUCAGUGCUUUUCCAAAUUCUUACGGAUAUACUUGUCUGCAAUUUUGUUGGUUGCUAUUUUGAUUCUUUGACAUCGCGCACGACUGAAAUUUUCCUAGAAAAUGAAUGAGGAAUGCGUGCUAUUGUUUGGCUUGCAUUGUUCAUUUUGAUCUUACAUACAAUCAUGGACUUUCUUCAUCAAACUGUGAAGAUUCAGAGAUUGCAAUCAGGCGGAAAGAAAGUUCAUGAACAGUGACAAUUCAAAAUGAAAGAUGCCUUAGCCGGUUUUUUUUAUCAUAGUGUGUGGGUAAUAUUGUAAAUGAUCAAGUUUCUCAUGCUAGAUUCAUUUGUUCAAUUUUGUAUUUAUGGAAUACAUCAAUUCAUCCUAUAAGAUCAGCCUUUUCUUUCUAAUGAACAAAAGUACGAGCAUUUAUACCAAUUUGGUUUGUAAUUUUUUUUCAGUGGAAGUAAAGAUGUGCAAAAGAUAUCUUAAGUA
This is a messenger RNA of Zingiber officinale, 2271 nucleotides long. RefSeq names its product probable sugar phosphate/phosphate translocator At1g06470. The coding region runs from base 334 to 1752 and encodes 472 amino acids. NCBI's taxonomy places the organism in Eukaryota, Viridiplantae, Streptophyta, Magnoliopsida, Zingiberales, Zingiberaceae. Gene Ontology annotation, cellular component: endoplasmic reticulum-Golgi intermediate compartment; Golgi apparatus; cis-Golgi network. The transcript is spliced from 12 exons. Gene Ontology annotation, biological process: UDP-glucose transmembrane transport. The record is from RefSeq and is a predicted model, not a curated record. Gene Ontology annotation, molecular function: antiporter activity.